UCUGGGACGUGACGCCUUCUUCCUGCGCGCGUUGCUGUUUUUCUUCUCGGCUACUGAGAGUCCUUUUGGUUGCCGCCAUCAUGUCGUCAGAUCCUGGCAGUUAUGGAAGCUAUGGAGGACCACCUCAGCAAGGUUAUGCUGGUUAUGGAACUCAAGGUGGACAAACUGCUGGACAGCCUGCACAGGACUUUUCUGGCUAUGGGCAGACAGCAGAGCCAUCUGCUUAUGGACAAAACUAUGGAGGCUACAGUUCCAGUUAUGGACAAAGUCAGGCAGGUGGUUAUGGACAGCCUUCACAAGGACAGAGCCAAGCACCCUAUGAAAGCCAACAGUCAUUUGCAGGCUAUGCCCAGCCGAGUUCAGAAUCUACCAGCAGAGGCGGGUACAGUAACAGAGGACCAUAUGGUGACAACCAGCCAGGUAACACUAGGCAGACGCAUCAGGACUCCUAUGACCAGCAAGAUUAUGGACAAAAGCCACAACCCGCUUAUGGGCAGCAACAACCUCAAGGUUCCUAUGAACAUUCGGGCUAUGGACAGCAGCAGUCGUUUUCUUCGCCGAGUGAGGGCUAUGGCGCUUCCUCGCAAGAUGAGCGAAAAGACACAGGCAGGUAUGGUGAUAAUGGAGGCUAUGGUGGAUCCCAGAAUUUUGGGGGUGGCCGAGGCCGUGGUGGCCAUGAUGAUCGUCAAAGUGGUUAUGAAGAUCGUCGCGGUGGCAUGAGCGGUGGUGACCGAGGUGGCUUCAAAAAUUAUGGUGGCCCCAAGGAUUAUGGGAGCACACCUGACCAAGAUGAUGGAGACAAUUCUGACAAUAAUACAAUAUUUGUGCAAGGUCUUGGAGAGGAUGUGUCUCCAGAUCAGGUGGCUGAUUACUUCAAACAAAUAGGAAUAAUAAAGAUUAAUAAGAAGACAGCAAAGCCAAUGAUAAAUCUUUACACGGACAAGGAAACUGGCAAAUCUAAAGGUGAAGCUACUGUGUCUUUUGAUGAUCCUCCCUCUGCCAAAGCAGCUAUUGAAUGGUUUAAUGGGAAAGAUUUUAUGGGCAGUAUCAUUAAAGUCUCCUUUGCUACUCGAAGACCUGAAUUCAUGAAAGGAGGAGCUAGUAGCAGCAGCAGCGGCAGCGGCGGUGGUGGUGGUGGUGGAGGAGGAGGUAGACGUGGCUCUGGUCAUAGAGGCGGUGGCUUUGGUGGUCGUGGCUCUUUCAGAGGUAGCAGUGGUGGACCUCAAGGUGGUGACUGGGUUUGUCCAAAUCCUACAUGCGGUAAUGUUAACUUUGCCAGAAGAGAUUCCUGUAACCAGUGCAGUACCGCCAGGCCAGGAGACUCCAGACAGGGUGGAGAUCGAGGGAGAGGUGGCUAUGGGGGUGAUAGAGGAGGAUUCCGAGGUCGUGGAAGGGGUGGUGACCGAGGUGGCUUCGGAGGAAAGAUGGGAGGAAGGAAUGACUUCAGAAGCGACCAGCGCAACAGACCAUAUUGAGCUGUAUUUCAUCUCUUCUGCUUUACACAUGGGCCUCAUUCUACUUAGAAUUAAGUUACAGAUUACUUGAUUUAGUUUUUAUUUGGUAUUUACCCCAUAAUGUGAGGAUAUGUUUUUCCCAUUUAGGGAACUAUUGGAAAAGUAAUUUACACAAUUAUGACCCUAAAUUCUUCCGUUUUGAAAAUUAAAGUAUGAAAUAUUGCCAAAAGCAUUUUUGUAAUACAAUAAACAUGACUUGUUUUUA
Molecule: messenger RNA, 1719 nt
Organism: Nanorana parkeri
Lineage: Eukaryota; Metazoa; Chordata; Amphibia; Anura; Dicroglossidae
Gene: TAF15
Product: TATA-box binding protein associated factor 15
Exons: 16
Coding region: 81-1475 (464 amino acids)
Biological process (GO): regulation of DNA-templated transcription
Cellular component (GO): nucleus
Molecular function (GO): transcription coregulator activity; RNA binding
Source: RefSeq, a predicted model, not a curated record